AUGUUUGCAGACGUUGCACGACCACUAGAAGUCUCUGCCCUCAGCCAUGAGUCCCCAGAUAGCGUCGCAAUUCCUACUAACGACGUUUGUGCAUACAUCAGCAAUCUACCAUAUCCCCUAACACAAGACGAAUCUUUCGACUGCGCAUCGCCAUCUUGUCAACCCUAUCGAGAACGCGACCAGCCCAUCAGCAUCGAAAACACUUCGAAUAUCACGCCUGCAUCCAUCGUGAUAGGCGUCCCCAUCGAAGAAAAAGAUAGCAACGACUUUAGGAUAGCCAUGGGUUUGAUUCAAUGCCAGACGUACCUCAUGCGUUGCACGCUUUUGCAGUCAAUCAUCAACUCCAUUGAGCGCACGCCUCGGGUACAACAGUCUGAAGCUGAGGCCGAGGCAAUCGCACGGUUCUACUACAACAAAAUCCACAAAUUUGCUGUCGCAGCAUACCAACUUGCCGAAGCUCGAUCUAGCCGCGGCUUACUCGCACGUUCAGAAUACUGGUGUGGACGCGGUUGCGGUGGUUUGCGCGAUUGGGGUGCUGCUGUGAGCCACUUUGCGGCUGCCGUGAGGCUGGAUGUGUCAGGUAUAUACCUCAAGAAUAGGCCACGUCAGCAGAGUGGUCUACUGAUAUCUGAGACGGAAGAUGUUGAUAUCCUACUCCAAAGCGUAACACAAUGUUAUAACGAAUGGAUUCAAAAAGACGAAGCGCACCAAGCCGUUGCUGACCAGGAAGCAAGUCCCAGUCCUAGCGAAGCUAUCCGAAAAGAGGCACUGAAAGGGCCGCGUUGGAGACCACAUCAAGAUCGCAUGGUCUAUCUGGCAAAGCAGCAGUGUAGUCCAGAAAGGCGUUCUGACAGACAGUUUAGCCAACGUGGAUCGAGUGAACACGCAGGUUUUUCCUUCAACGAGAAGGAUAUGGCAACUGCUGAAGAAAGGCUUAGUCUUAAGGAUGAUAAACAAGAGAUUCGAAAGACACUCAACGCCAAUGAGUGGUUCUACGUCCUACACGGCCGCCAGCUCACUAAGAAGCGUACGGAUUGCACCGAGCAUAGCAGCGCUAGUGAUCGAGGCCACCAACACAACAAAUCAUCCCGGAUUCCACCAUCCGUCGGAUCAACCCAGUCGGUCAGACACUCCUCACUUGGACCCUCUCACGAUCUAAGCAACACAACAGACACCGCAGGCUAUGAAAGCGGCGGUGCCACGCCAUCGCUCGUCGGAAGUGGGGGGUCGCCUUCAUCGGAGGGAGAGCGCGCGUUACCAUCACCGCGAGCAGGGUAUUCCCAAGGCCGUCCUAACGUGAAACUACCGGCUAUAAGCAUAAGCGCGAUUCGGGAAGAUGCUAGACUUGGUGAGGCUGUUCUUGGCUACCACUCACCGACAGACGUGGAGGUAGACGAUACCCAGAACGGGACUGGGGGAAUCACCUCUGGUGACAGUAUGGGUCAUAUGGGUGGGGAGGGACUCGUCAUAUCGUCAGACUCCACCCCGCAAACCCUUGUCGAUCUCUGGAUGACUGAGAAGUACACAUGCGUACCUGACAACGCAUGGCGAUGGACCGAUACCGUUUUCUUCGUCCUCUUCAUCCUCUUCUUCCUUUUCAUCGUCGGCUUGGUUUGCCAAGAUGCGGAUCUAACAGUCCAGCUCGUGGAGCUCAAAGAAGGCACAUGGGCAGAGCAUACCAGAAGCAUAGUCAUGAGAUACUUCGGUGAAGGUGUUCGCGAAGAUUUGUUGCAAAAGUAUAUCAGAGAUGGACUCGCAGCUAGUAAGAGGCGAUUAAAGCGGGAGAUCAAAGCUGAAUUGAUAGAGGCAUACCGGAAACGACAGCGAAAAGAUAGUACUGGAAACUCUCAACACGGCUCACGUCCCGCACCAUGGUUCAAUGAGGAUGCCAGCGAGUAUGCUGAACGCUGGGCGAGGUGGACGGAAGAAAAAUGGCAGCAUGGAAUGCCGACGUACACGAAAUGCUGA
Messenger RNA from Alternaria rosae, 1968 nucleotides. RefSeq lists its product as uncharacterized. NCBI's taxonomy places the organism in Eukaryota, Fungi, Ascomycota, Dothideomycetes, Pleosporales, Pleosporaceae. The transcript has 3 exons. The record is from RefSeq and is a predicted model, not a curated record. Bases 1 to 1968 code for a protein of 655 amino acids.